AAUACACAUGCUUGGUUCUCUAGUUUGCUUCCUACUUCCUGUACGCGCUCAUCGCCCUUCGGAAGCGUGCUUCUCUCUCUGAGCGAUAUACAGCCAAACACAUUGAGAGAGAUAAGGAAGGGCCCCUCAGAUACUCCCUCCAUUUCUCGCUGUGUAAAUCACAUCAGACGUCGUCAGAUUUGUGUCGGAUUGUUUUGGCGAUUCACUUGCAAUGGCUGCAGCUAUGACUGUCUCUUCCACAGGUCCGCGAUAUGCACCCGAGGACCCCACGCUUCCCAAACCAUGGAGAGGCCUUGUUGAUGGUAAAACUGGGUACCUUUACUUUUGGAAUCCUGAGACGAAUGUCACUCAAUAUGAGAGGCCUACAGGGUCAGUUCCUCCUAUUAGUUCUUCUGUAUUAGUUCAACAAUCUUCUCAAGGACAGCUUUGUGGCUACAGUCCUGAUGACAAUGGUAGUUAUGGCAGGGGCAGCAAUGGUGGGUCAAAGCUCGAGGUUGAGUCAAGGAUGCAGCAGAAUACAAGAGGUGAAACUGUCCAUUCCAGUAAUAUUGCAAAUGGGACACUUGGUGCUGGACCUGGUGGAUCUUCUACACGAGUACAUGGAGCUUCAGAUAUAGGAGUUGGUUUUUCUGCAGAGUCUUAUCGUCGCCGGCAUGAAAUAACUGUUUCUGGUGAUAAUGUGCCUCCACCUUUUAUGUCAUUUGAAGCUACUGGCUUUCCAUCUGAGAUUCUUAGAGAGGUACACAAUGCUGGGUUCUCUGCCCCAACUCCGAUUCAGGCACAAUCAUGGCCGAUUGCUCUUCAAAGUAGUGACAUAGUGGCCAUUGCUAAAACCGGUUCAGGGAAAACCUUGGGUUACUUGAUUCCAGGAUUUAUUCAUCUCAAGCGCUGCCGUAACAACCCUCAAUUGGGUCCAACUGUGUUGGUUUUGUCGCCAACUAGGGAGUUGGCAACACAGAUACAAGAUGAAGCUGUGAAGUUUGGAAAGUCAUCAAGAAUUUUGUGCACGUGUUUAUAUGGAGGAGCUCCAAAGGGACCCCAGUUGAGAGAUAUAGAAAGAGGAUCAGAUAUAGUGGUUGCUACCCCUGGUCGCUUGAAUGAUAUUCUGGAGAUGAAGAGAAUUAGCCUUCAUCAAGUUUCUUACCUCGUGCUUGAUGAGGCUGAUCGCAUGCUCGACAUGGGUUUUGAACCUCAGAUAAGGCAGAUUGUAAAGGAGGUGCCUCAUCGCCGCCAAACCCUCAUGUAUACAGCAACAUGGCCAAAGGAGGUUCGGAAAAUUGCAGCAGAUCUGCUCGUCAAUCCUGUUCAGGUUAACAUCGGCAAUGUGGAUGAGCUUGUCGCGAACAAGUCCAUCACACAGCAUGUUGAAGUAUUGGCACCCAUGGAGAAACACAGGCGAUUGGAGCAGAUACUGCGAUCUCAAGAACCAGGAUCAAAGAUAAUCAUCUUUUGUUCAACCAAGAAGAUGUGUGACCAACUUGCCCGCAAUCUUACCCGCCAGUUUGGCGCUGCUGCCAUUCAUGGAGACAAAUCUCAGGGUGAGAGGGAUCAUGUGUUGAGUCAGUUUCGAAAUGGUAGGUCUCCAAUUCUUGUAGCCACCGAUGUUGCUGCUCGAGGACUGGACGUCAAGGACAUCAGGGCGGUUAUCAACUAUGAUUUCCCUACAGGAGUAGAGGAUUAUGUUCAUAGGAUUGGGAGGACGGGGAGGGCAGGUGCCACAGGUCUGGCUUUUACAUUCUUUGGUGACCAGGAUGCCAAAUAUGCUUCAGAUCUCAUCAAAGUUUUGGAAGGGGCGAAUCAGCGAGUCCCCCCAGAAAUUCGUGAGCUGGCAUCCCGUGGUGGUGGGAUAGGUAGGUCAAGACGUUGGGGUUCUGGUUCUGGGUUCGGUGGUCGUGAUGGGGGCCGUGGUGGACGUAAUGAUUCAGGUCAUAUUGGAAGAAGUGGAGGCCGUGGAUAUGAGCAUGAGUCACAUGAGAGGUAUGAUCGUGGUUACAGCUAUGGACAAGAUAGAGGUCGCAGUCGCAGCCCCAGCCCUAACAAGGGUUCUGCCUGGGGUGAACGCAGUAAAGGUUGGAACCGUGAUCGUAGCCGUAGUCGUGACCGCUCCCCAGUGCGCAGUUUUCACCAGGCAAUGAUGGAACGAGGGAGGUCAUCCCCACCACAUCAACAGCAGCGUGUGCCACCUUACAACAGUGGGAAUGCAAGGGAACCCAAGGGUUCACCACAGGGGUGGGGCAGAUCCUCGGGUGGUGGGCAGGAUGAUGGAAGAUUUGCCAAUGGACCUCACUCUUCUUAUUUUGGAGAAGAAGAGGAGGAAGGCUUGAUACCUCAGGAUGAGGUUGACAAGUAGAAGGUGCUCAUCGUUUCUCUUGAGCAAUACUUAUAGUUGGGGUUAAAACGGGUUGAGCAUGCCUUCUGCGCAUUUUAACUUUUUGUUUGUGUUGUAAGUGGAAAGUAGUAUGUGCUAUAAGUAUAACAAGGCCGAAAAGGGUGUGAAGUUGAAUUUUGUUGGGUUGUCUUCAGAAUAGUUCGAGGGGGUGCUAAAAGACCUAACCGGAUCCCUUUUUAACUUGGACAACGUAAUUAGCAUUAGUUUUUAGUAUUCUGUACGCAAGAAAGGGCAAGGAAAAGCACCACACAACGAAUGUUUUGAGGUAAACAUGGUGACCUCAAUACUCAAUGGUAUAGUUAUUUGUUAUUGCCUUAUUUAAUGGUCUGGUGUAGUCAGUGUGAGAAUUUGAAACCCAGGAACCUAUGAAUGUUAUAUCACUCGCUGUUUCUAGUGUAAAAAAGGAUUCACGUUUGGGGGCGACUGUGCCAUCUUUUAUA
Messenger RNA from Carya illinoinensis, 2829 nucleotides. RefSeq names its product ATP-dependent RNA helicase-like protein DB10. The record is from RefSeq and is a predicted model, not a curated record. Gene Ontology annotation, cellular component: nucleus; ribonucleoprotein complex; cytoplasm. Gene Ontology annotation, molecular function: protein binding; RNA binding; ATP binding. Lineage: Eukaryota; Viridiplantae; Streptophyta; Magnoliopsida; Fagales; Juglandaceae.